This is a messenger RNA of Cordyceps militaris CM01, 690 nucleotides long. Its product is annotated as ATP synthase subunit E, putative. Lineage: Eukaryota; Fungi; Ascomycota; Sordariomycetes; Hypocreales; Cordycipitaceae. Bases 1 to 690 code for a protein of 229 amino acids. Gene Ontology annotation, molecular function: proton-transporting ATPase activity, rotational mechanism. The transcript is spliced from 3 exons. Gene Ontology annotation, cellular component: proton-transporting two-sector ATPase complex, catalytic domain. The record is from RefSeq and is a predicted model, not a curated record. Gene Ontology annotation, biological process: proton transmembrane transport.
AUGUCGCAACACGCAUUGUCCGACCAGCAGGUCGACAAUGAGCUUCGCAAGAUGACGGCUUUUAUCAAGCAAGAGGCCAUGGAAAAGGCGCGCGAGAUUGAGAUCAAGGCCAACGAGGAGUUUGAGAUUGAGAAGUCCAAGCUGGUGCGCCAGGAGACGGACUCGAUCGACGCCACGUACGAGAAAAAGUUCAAGCAGGCCACCAUGUCGCAGCAGAUUACGCGCUCGACCGUCUCCAACAAGACCCGCCUCAAGGUGCUCGGCGCCCGCCAGGAGCUGCUGGACAGCAUAUACGAGACCACGCGUAAGCAGCUGGCCGACGGCACUAAAGACAAGGCCAAGUACCAGAAGUUGCUGGCCGCCCUGGUCCUGGAGGGCCUGUACACGAUGAACGAGUCCGACGUCCAGGUCCGCGCCCGCGGUAAGGAUGCCGACGUGGUUAAGAAGGCCCUUGACGACGCCGCCAAGACGUAUAAGAAGGAGCUGGGCAAGGACGUCAAGGUGACCCUCGACGAGGAGAACCCCAUACCAGACGCCAGUGCUGGUGGUGUCAUUGUUGUCGGCUCCAAGGGCAAGAUUGAGAUUGACAACACCUUUGAGACCCGCCUCAAGUUGCUCGAGGAAUCGGCUGCCCCUGCCGUUCGCGAGUCCUUGUUCGGGAAAAAUGAAAACCGCAAGUUCUUCGACUAA